ACUAUAUGGAAAUUAGGUUUUCAUGUUUUUGAUCGAUUUUAUUCACUUAUCUCUGAAGUUAUCAAUGUGAUUGUUGUUCAAAUUAUUUACGUACCAGAAACAUAUUAAAAGAGAUUGUCCUGUGACUCAUUUGUUGGCCGUGGUCGGAAAUCCCUCGAAGACGAUGGCGGAGAACGUAUCCCCGAGCAACACACCAACCAUUGGCAUCCUGUGCAUCGAUGUUGCCACCAAAUUGCAGAACCUUUUCGGCCAGGAUUACUAUUGCUACAUAGUCGCGUCCUAUGUCAAAUUUCUGGAGGCAUCCGGCGCCCAUGUGGUGCCCAUUUGGAUUAAUAGAAAACGAUCCUACUAUGAGUCGAUGAUGGGUCAGAUAAAUGGCAUCCUUGUGCCCGGAGGAGCGGUCUUCGUCGAGGAGGCCGAUAGACUGGCCCAUCCGGACCUGACCAGCGAUUGUGUGCAGAGUGCCGAGCACAUUUACCAACUGGCCAUGGAGCGAAAUGAGCGGGCGAGAAGGCAGAAUGACGCCGGUGGAUACUUUCCCGUUUGGGGCACCUGUCUGGGCUUCCAGCUGCUCCUCAUCCAUGCCGCCGAAGAGCCCAAGAUUCGCACCGAUUGCCAGCUCAUGAGAAAGGCCAUGCCCAUUAAACUGACUGAGGACUAUCAGAGGUCCAAGUUGUUUGAGAAUCUGCCGGAUUCCGUGGCCAGGGAGAUGGAAAGGCAUCCCUUUGCCUGCCACCAACAUCGCUUUUGUGUUACCCCAGAGCGGUUGGAGGCCUUCGGCCUCGCCCAUGACUGGCAUCCUUUGGCCACUCAGAAGGAUCCCUCGGGCUUGGAGUUCAUCACAAUUAUCGAGCACCGGCGAUUUCCCAUUUUUGGCUGCCAGUUUCAUCCGGAACGCGCUGGCUUCGAGCAGCUGAUUACUUCAGAGGAUCUCCACCACUCGGCACACUCAUGCUCGGGCAUCCAGUUGUCCCAGAUCUUCGCCAGUCGAUUUGUUGACCUCUGUCGCAGGAACAAAAAUCACUUUGAUAGCCCGAAAUCAAAGGCGCGCCAUCUCAUCUGGAACUGGCAGCCCGUUUUCUCGGGUAAAUUCGAGGCUAUCAAAUGGUUGCAGUGUUAUCUCUUUAAGAGGGAUGCGGAGUAUCCGGAGGAUACCACGGAUACUGUGGAGCCUACCACAACUGGUUGAUCCUAGUAACCAAAGCCACAAUUAAUUUGAUAUCUUUGUAAAGACUUAUUGAUCUUAUUUUCAGCAGUAUUUAAAGCAAUAAAUAUAAAUGUAUGCGUAUUAAUUUAUAAA
Drosophila biarmipes is the source of this 1300-nucleotide messenger RNA. RefSeq names its product gamma-glutamyl hydrolase (gene l(3)72Dr). The coding region runs from base 164 to 1189 and encodes 341 amino acids. The transcript is spliced from 3 exons. Gene Ontology annotation, cellular component: vacuole. Lineage: Eukaryota; Metazoa; Arthropoda; Insecta; Diptera; Drosophilidae. The record is from RefSeq and is a predicted model, not a curated record. Gene Ontology annotation, molecular function: gamma-glutamyl-peptidase activity. Gene Ontology annotation, biological process: tetrahydrofolylpolyglutamate metabolic process.